UGUUGCGUGGUAUUUAAUUACCAAGGCGCCCUUGUAGCAACAGCAGCAGCAACGGCACCAACAAAGAGGCCACAUCGCAACGGCACACGGACAGACACAGCAGAUCACAGCAGCGCUGACGUAAAUUUAACAACGCAAGCAGUGAAAGCAACGACCGCAGCAGUGGCAGUUGAGGGGACAACAAUAUUUAAGGAAGAACGAAAAACAAGCUCUAUUGGGGUGGAUAGGCGCGCUAUCAGCAUUUCGGUUGAGCCAAGAGACCGUUUCAUAGGAGCGGCGACAGUGAAAGCAGCAUCCCCAGCAGCAAUACUACGUACACAAACAACAGCAAGCCAUUACGUCAAUUCGGUCAAUUUACAUGAAAAUCGAGAGAAUCAUCGAAGCAGGGAGCGAAAUCAAUUCCAACGCUAUAAUCGUGAAACUUUCAGCUUCACCCUUACACUAGUCACUGCGCUGCUCCUCUACUGGUGGUGUACGUCAAACAAUUUCGUCGUGGCAGGAGCAUUGCCUGAGGUCUCAACUGCAAGUGGUAAUGAAGUUCAUGGCGAUGGCGGUGCGGAUAAUGGCUUAGCUUUUCCCACUGUUGCCGUGAACGCCAGCAGGAGCCCCUGCACUCUCAAUAUACAACGAAAUGUUAGCUGCCACUCAGCGCUUCCCCACAGUGACGUCUAUGAUACCAAUGGCAACGUUUACAAUGUACAACAACCCAUUACCGAAACUACAGUUUCACUACAGUUUAUACAACCCUCAGAAGUCUUCGACACCGCAACUACUAUCAAAUCUGUCGCUGCUGCCAACGAAAGCGUGGAGAGUGUCACCAUUACUCCGCUUCUCAUCGUCAGUGCCGCCAGUUUCACUGACAAUGCGUCCACCGAGCCCGACAUUGAUCAAGUGCCGCAGAUUCCUGGAUACAUAUGCACCACUGCUAUGUGCUUUUGCAUAGCAAUCAUGACGCUGGGUGUUAUUGGCAACAUUAUGGUGCCAAUUGUUAUUGUGAAAACCAAAGAUAUGCGCAACUCCACCAACAUCUUCCUCACCAACCUCAGCAUAGCCGAUCUAUUAGUGUUGCUUGUGUGCACACCUACUGUUUUGGUAGAGGUAAACACGCGACCUGAAACCUGGGUGCUGGGCCAUGCAAUGUGCAAAGCAGUGCCCUUUGUUGAGCUGACAGUCGCGCAUGCCAGUGUGUUGACCAUUUUGGCCAUCUCAUUCGAGCGCUAUUACGCUAUCUGUGAGCCUCUGAAAGCUGGCUAUGUGUGCACAAAGGCGCGCGCAAUCCUUAUUUGCAUACUGGCGUGGGGCUUAGCUGCGAUAUUUACCAGUCCCAUCGUUCUAAUCGCCACCUUUCGCACGGAACGUUACUACGAUGACACUGAGGUGGCUGUGUGCUUCACAUCAGCGGACACUUUUUGGUCAGCCUUCUACUUUAUUACUAGCAUUACAAUAUUCUUUGUUUUGCCCUUCAUUGUGCUGGUUUUGCUCUACACCGCAAUUGCAUACAAACUUCUGCGUCGCAACAUCGACUUUCAUCGACCCACCACCGCCGCUCACGUACCAUCGACCACCUGCUUAAGCUCUGUUAUACUGCGGCAGCAGUCGCUGAAUAAGCUACCAUUCCAAAUGCCACAGCAAAAUAGCGCAGGCGCUCAACAACUAAGCACCGGCAUGCGCAAACAUCGCAAACAAGUGAUUUUCAUGUUAGUCGCCGUAGUUGCCAGUUUCUUUCUUUGUCUUUUGCCCUUCCGUGCUUUCACAUUGUGGGUUAUCGCUGCGCCUACGGAGGAUAUCGCCGAUCUGGGCAUUGAUGGUUAUUAUGGUGUCCUAUACUUCUGUCGCAUAAUGUUCUAUCUGAAUUCUGCCCUCAAUCCAAUACUCUACAAUCUGAUGUCAUCGAAGUUUCGCACUGGAUUCUGGCGUUUAAUUAUCUCCUGCAGCGGCCGAAACACAGAACGUACUAUCGGGCGCCGUAAUAGAGGAGCCGCAACCACAACCACGACUGCAAAUAGCCAGCGUCAAAUGAGAGCCAAGCAAUCAGCAAUGUUUGACCAACGGCGUCUCAAAUUCAAGCGUGAAUCAACAUUUGUGGUAAGCUCGUCCAUUUCCACAUCGUCAGGCACGGAGCGGAGCAGUAGCGUGUCGGCAAAUGCCGUUCGACCACUUAUGGUUCAACGAUCGGUCGUAGGUUCGGCAAUUAUCGAUAUAACCCGAAGUACGGUGACAAGUGCGUGCCCAUUGGAAAGUGAUGAAUUUGUAAUGCUUGAGAAAAAUUAAAGUUUACCACACUUAUUUAUGUAUAUGUAUGUAUAUGUAUGUUUGUACAAUGCGAAAUGAAAUGCAUUUUUAGUAAGACUGAUAAACCUCAAAGUCAAUAAUAUUUUUCGUAAAAAGGAGCU
Anastrepha obliqua is the source of this 2393-nucleotide messenger RNA. RefSeq lists its product as uncharacterized. Lineage: Eukaryota; Metazoa; Arthropoda; Insecta; Diptera; Tephritidae. The annotation marks the transcript as partial. Gene Ontology annotation, molecular function: G protein-coupled receptor activity. The record is from RefSeq and is a predicted model, not a curated record. Gene Ontology annotation, cellular component: plasma membrane. The transcript has 4 exons. Gene Ontology annotation, biological process: G protein-coupled receptor signaling pathway.